Messenger RNA from Aspergillus campestris IBT 28561, 1003 nucleotides. Its product is annotated as enoyl-CoA hydratase/isomerase family protein. Lineage: Eukaryota; Fungi; Ascomycota; Eurotiomycetes; Eurotiales; Aspergillaceae. The record is from RefSeq and is a predicted model, not a curated record. Gene Ontology annotation, molecular function: enoyl-CoA hydratase activity. The transcript has a single exon. The coding region runs from base 1 to 549 and encodes 182 amino acids. Gene Ontology annotation, biological process: fatty acid beta-oxidation.
AUGGUUUCCCCAUCUGCAGCAAACGUCGUCACCAGCGUCGCGCGACGUCUGAACGGGGACGUGGUGACUGUCACCAUCUCCCGGCCAUCCAAGCUCAACAGCCUAAAUGUGUCUCUAUUGGAGCUGUUUACAAAUACAAUCCAGGAGCUCCCUCAACGAUACCCUAACCUGAUGGCAGUCGUGAUCACUGGAGAAGGCAGCAAGGCGUUUGUCGUCGGUGCCGAUGUCAGCGAGAUAAGUAUGGUGGAUACCCCCGCAGCAGCCCGCCAGUUCAUCACCAAAUUCCACCUCGCCUUCAAGAGUAUCCGGGAGUGUCCAGCUCCGGUGAUCGGGCGAAUUAAUGGUUACGCGCUGGGGGCGGGCUUGGCCAUCGCUGCAUCUUGCGAUUUUCGGGUGGCUAGCAGCAAUGCAGUCUUCGGGAUGCCAGAGGUUUGGUUUCUCAACUUUCCUCUGUGUAUUCUAUGGUCUAGGAUAAAUCUAGGUCUGAUUGUGAAUAGGUGCGCAUUGGGGUACCAAGCGUGGUUGAAUCAGCCCUAUUUCCUGGGUUGAUUGGCUGGGGACGGACGCGUCGACUGCUCCUGCUCGGUGAGAAUGUCGCAGCUGAGGAGGCUCUUCAAUGGGGUCUGGUUGAGAAGGUCGUCCAGCCAGCUCGCCUCGACCAAGCUGUGGAUGAGUGGCUUCAGCAUUUGGAGAAGAAUGGUUCGGUGGCUGUUCGGCAGCAAAAGGCACUGAUGCUGCAAUGGGAGCGGCUGGGAUUGGAAGAUGGGAUCCGAGCGGGCAUACCAGUAUUCGGAGAGUCAUUUGCAGGUGGCGAGAACGGAGAGCCAGCAGAGCCAUCUCGAAUGACUGCGGAGUUUUUGAAGAUGAAAGGAAUCAAGAAAGAUGGUGGCGGAUCUAAGAUAUGAUGUGGAUCAAUAUGCUCGACGAUCCAUAGCGGAGCUCACUUGAUUGUAGUCGUCUUCUUUGGCGAGAUAGCUAGAUUCCCUGAGUUUCUGGGUUAGAC